AUGGAAAACCGUAAUCAAUCACCUUCAUCAUCCUCUUCUUCAUCGAAUGCUGGAGGAGGAGGAGGAGGAGGAGGAGGAGAACGAGUAGGAGGUGGAGGAGGGAUUAGACAUAGAAAGGUAAACAACCUUCUCAAUGAAUUCACCACUUCACAUUCCUCUCCAACAUCUCCUAUUAGUACAACAACACCGCCGUCGUCUCGAUUCAAUUUUGGAUUGAAUUCAAGUGACCCGGCAACGUCGUCGUUGUCUUUUAGGAAAUCUACUUAUCCGGGACGUGACGAAUUCGUGCCCGACGACGAACAAGACUACGAGGAUGAAAUCGAAGAGAUCUACAGACGGACGCGACAACCACCUGUUCAUCUUCCCAGUGACUCUUUUAUAUCGAGGAAACAUUUACACAAGACAAUCGAUAGCUUCAACAACCUCUUUAGAAAUGACAACAUUACCAAUAUAAAUACAACCGAAAGACAAUCAACCUCUAUUCAAUACUUUACAUUUGCUUUUUUUACUGUUGAAGUUUAUAAAUGUUUUUCUGUUGGUCCGUUGAUGUUUACACCGAUAGCAAAGAACUCGGGGUGUGGAUGGUGCAAUGUGAUUGGAUUGGAGAUUAUUAUUAGCUUUAUGAUGACUAUUUCAUCAUUGUUUCAUUAUACCAUCCGACGCGAUCUAUUUCCGUUGCUCAUGUCUGUUUGCUUUUUGGCUCACACUUUGAUACAUGAUCACCCGUUCCUCGAACCAUAUAGCAUCAACUAUACCAACUGUGUGACCAUAUGUGUAGUGGCAUUACUCUUGUUUGUGCCAAGUACCAGGAGUGGUGGUGGUGGUAGUGGACAGACACAAAACCAACCACCCAUCUUUCAAAGAGGUGAUUCGGCUCGACUCAAAACACCUACACCAAUAGACUCGCCAUCCAUCACACCAUCACAGUCAUUUGAUAAUAGUGAUGUCAAUGGCAACAACAACAGCAACUAUGGUGACAAUACAAUAGGAGUUACCAAUAUAUUACUUUCACCAAGAUAUGCAAUCCAAAGAAUAGUAGUAUGGACAAGACAGUUUGUAAAGAGUAAGAGAACACGUGACACAAUGAAGGGUGUCUUGAUAUCACUCUUUUUCGUAUUGAUUGGAUUUAUGAUUAUCUUUGGUCUGACGACACUGAUUGUUGGGACGAGUCGAGCAACUGCAGACCACCACAAACACACUCUCAUACAUUAUAUUUGGAUUACAGUACGAGACUUUAUAUUUGACACACCCAAUGAAAUAUUUCAUAUCAAUGAAUCAAUGGUACGACUAUUUGCCAUUCUCUAUCUGUCUGUACUUUCAUUACUCUACCAUCUCCAGGUAAGAAAGCCAUACACUAUUAUGGCUGUUGCAAGUUUGGUCGGCCAGAUUGCCAUUGCUCUCUACACUUUUGAGAGAUCAUUGUCGGGUGACAUUCGAAAGACACCCGAGGAAUACUACACCAACCCCUAUGGAGGGGGAAUAUUCUACAUUUUGAAUGUCGUCUCUACCGUCGCCUUCUUUUGUGGGCUAUCGAUCGACGUACUCAUUGCCAGUAGUGAAAAGUAUACAAGAUGGAGAGCUGAAGGUGAAAAGUUACAUCGUCGACUUUCAAUUGAACUCAAUCAACAAUCAGACUUUGUUAAACGUGUCUAUCAAAAUGGAACUCAACAAAUGAUGGAAAGAUUAGAUUUUACUCAAAAAUUUGUAAAUAAUUUAUUAAUUUCUACUACUCAAGUAUCAAAUUUGAGUAUGAGAUUAUCAAGUAUUGAUUUGGAUAAAUUAGCAAGACAUUAUUCAAAUUCAAUUCAAUUUCAUUCAAACAAAACUUUAAAUUUAUUAGAUGAUAUUAAAUUGGUUUUAGCUAUUGAAUCAGGUGAUAUAAUGAUGAGAGAAGAUAUAUCAUUUAAUAUUUAUUUUUUACUGGAAGAGGUAUUUGAUGUAAUCUCUAAAGAAUUAAAAAAUAAUGAAAUAGAAUUGGUUUUUAAAGUUGAAGAAAAUGUUCCUUUAAAUAUUAUUGGUGAUCCAUCACCAAUAUUACAAAUGAUAUUACAAUUAUUAAAUAAUGCAAUUAAAUAUACUGAAUUUGGAGAGAUUGGAGUAAUGGUAUCAAAACAACCAAUAUUAUUGGAUUCACCAGAUGACGAUCAUAUCAAUUUGGAGAUAUCGGUAUUUGAUACUGGUGUUGGUAUGACUGAUCAACAACUUGCCAAAUGUAAUGAGUUUCAACCAUUUCCACUCAAUAAUAAUCUAAAGCCAAAUAAUGGUGUAGACACGAAUGAAAGUGGAACAGGUCUCGGUUUGUUUAUUUGUAACAAGAUUGUAAAGAUCAUGGGAGGUUCAUUUGAAGCAAAGCACAACUUUGGAGGAGGAAUGGUAUUCUCUUCAAAAUUGACACUACAACAAGAUAGAACUGUGGUUACCGGUGAUGACAAGAUUAACAAUCCAUUUAGAAUGACCGAUGAACAAAAAACAAUCAUGACUGGUCUAAACAUACUUUUAAUUGAUGAUAAUACCGUUGUUAAAUCUUCUACCGAAAUCAUACUUCGUCAAUUUCAAUCUGAUAUUCAUUGCGUAUCAAGUACAGUCGAGGCUAUUCGUGAAUUAAAAUUGGCAAUUACUCUUUUAAAACCAUUUAAAGUAGUUUUGGUUGAUUAUCAUAUGUCUGGUUGUGACGGACUAGAAACAAUUCAAAUGUUAAGAGAUAAUCCAAUAUUUGAUGAAUUAAAAUUAAUAUUAUUAUUGUCACCAUCUGAUUUAUUGUUACAAAAUUUUAAAUCGUACAAGUUUACUUGUAUUACCAAACCAUUGACACCAAACAAACUGUUGGAAGGAAUAUCACAGGCAUACAAUAUCAUCUCUAUACAGUCACCAAUGCUUCCAUCAGCGAGAAAGCCCUCCAAAUACCCAUUUAUCGAUACGUCUAGGUCGGCCAUUAGAAUUUUAAUGGGCGAAUCCAACCAAGAAAUACAGAAUCAAGUCCAAUCCAUCAUCAAACCUUUCAAUCAUAUAUAUACAAUUGCAGGUGAGGGAUCCAAUGUAGUGUCAUUGGCACAAAAGAACUAUUAUGAUGUUAUUCUAGUCAACUUGGAUUUACCAGGUCUCACUGGAUUCGAAGUGGCUAAAAACAUUCGUCAACAAGAAAGAAAAGAAAGAACGAUUGGUGACACGAAUGAAUCUAGAAUAUCAAAGAGAAGAGAUUCACUUGGCAACAUGUCACAAUACGUAACGUCAAAGCUUGUCGAAAAUAUCCCCAUCAUUGGUAUAUCGACCAAACCAAUUACCAAUGAUUUGUUGGUCAAGUCUAAAAGUGCCGGUCUUACCUCUUGUGUCAAUGUAGAGAGCAUGUCAGACUUUAUUACAAACUUUUUAUUGGAUCUAGAAAAGAAAGAUAAUAUUAAUCAAAAUAAUAAUAAUCAAAAUAAUAAUGUAAAUUCUAAUAAUGAUGUAAAUAAUAAUAAUAAUCAAAAUAAUCAAAAUAAUAAUGUUGUAAAUAAUAUAAUACCAAAAUUACAACUAUCAUCAACACCACCAACCAAUAUUGAUUCAAUGUUGAUUGGUAGUGGUUCAUCUGAUAAACAAGAUCAACAACAACAACAGGAACAACAAGACAAUCAAACUUCAUCAUCAACACCACAACAACAAUCAAACAAAAAGAUGUUAGUAUCAUCAACCUCUUCGACAACUUCAUCUUCAUCUUCGAUUACAAGAAAGGGAUCAUUGGGUCAUGAACCGUGUGAACAAGAUCUAAGUCUUUUGGAUGGUCUACAUCUAAGUGGUACAACACUCAAUUCAAAGAUUAUUGGUGUAAAAAUGGGAGGAGGUGGAACUACAAACCUAAACAUUUUAAAAACACCAAAAGGAAGAAGUCAAAAGAGACUACAAGAUUUGGAAAAUGUUAUCAGUCGAUUUGUUCCAAUAGAAUUCCAACAAUUGAUUGCUCCACUUGGUAUGGAAAAUGUAUAUCUAGGUGAUUGUAUAUCUAAAACAAUCACCAUCUUUUUCUCUGACAUUAGAGAUUUUACCUCUACCACUGAAAAAAUGUUGGUAGAUGAUAUCAUUGAUUUUCUAAACACCUAUUUAGCCUUUGCAAUUCCUGCCAUCACUGAAAAAGGUGGUUUUAUUGACAAAUUUAUAGGUGAUGCUAUUAUGGCAAUUUUCCCACAUACAGAUGUACAAGAACAAGCCAUAUCAGCUGUAAAAGCGGCUAUUGGAAUGAUGAAAUCAUUGGAUUUCAUGUCAGAGAGUGGUUUUAGAUUUAAUUAUGUCGAAACUGGUAUUGGAAUCAAUACUGGAAGAACUAUUAUUGGCAUUGUUGGAACUGAAACUAGAAUGGAGCCAACUGCUCUUGGAGACGCUGUAAACCUUGCAUCUAGAACAGAACCACUCUGUAAAGAAUACGGAUCAAGAAUAUUGGUCACUCAGUUUACAGUGGAAGCUAUUGGAACUUCGAUUGAUGAAUUCAAUAUUCGUCUAGUAGAUAGUGUCAAAGUAAAAGGAAAGAGUGAAGCAGUCGAUAUUUAUGAAGUAAUCGAUGGAGAAAAAGAAAAUAUUCGGUGUUUAAAACUUUCUAUUCUAGAACCCUAUACCACUGGCAUUGAAUAUUUUAAAAGUCAUCGAUUUGAAGAAGCUUUAAAUUAUUUCCGUUAUUGUAAUGAUAUUUAUCCAAAUGAUAAACCAUCAUUAUUGUUUAUUCAAAGAUGUUUAGAGGCACUUUCCAGCGACCCAAAUGAUGUUGACUUUACAUCCAAUCACCACAACAAUGAUGAUGACGAUCAGCAACGCAGUGUUGGAGGUGUACUCGUUGAAUCGGAUGUCCCUGGAAUGAUAUAA
This is a messenger RNA of Cavenderia fasciculata, 4830 nucleotides long. It is a transcript of the gene acrA, whose product is annotated as adenylyl cyclase. The record is from RefSeq and is a predicted model, not a curated record. The transcript has 9 exons. Lineage: Eukaryota; Evosea; Eumycetozoa; Acytosteliales; Cavenderiaceae. Gene Ontology annotation, biological process: phosphorylation; phosphorelay signal transduction system; cyclic nucleotide biosynthetic process. Bases 1 to 4830 code for a protein of 1609 amino acids. Gene Ontology annotation, molecular function: transferase activity, transferring phosphorus-containing groups.